Brassica napus (rape) is the source of this 4010-nucleotide messenger RNA. Its product is annotated as wax ester synthase/diacylglycerol acyltransferase 3. Bases 83 to 1525 code for a protein of 480 amino acids. The transcript is spliced from 7 exons. Gene Ontology annotation, molecular function: long-chain-alcohol O-fatty-acyltransferase activity; diacylglycerol O-acyltransferase activity. Gene Ontology annotation, cellular component: plasma membrane. Gene Ontology annotation, biological process: triglyceride biosynthetic process. NCBI's taxonomy places the organism in Eukaryota, Viridiplantae, Streptophyta, Magnoliopsida, Brassicales, Brassicaceae. The record is from RefSeq and is a predicted model, not a curated record.
ACAAAACCCUUGUACUAAUAUAUAAGAGCCAAGUAUGGCUGAAAGCAAGAUUGGGGUAUAGUCAAAAUAAGAGCGAGAAGACAUGGCGAGAGAGAAGCAAGCAGAGAUAACAAUAAUGGAGCCGCUUAGCCCAGUGUCUCGGCUGUUUGUUUCGCCCGGUUUCUAUGGCGUCAUUGUCUUUACUUUAGGGUUUAAAACUAGAUGCAACUCAUCUGCCAUUGUUGAAGGUAUCAAGAACACAUGGAUCAAGCUUCCCCGCUUCUCUAGCAAAGUGGUGAUGGACGAUAAGAAAAAUGGAGAAGCGGUUUGGGUUCCUGUUAAUGUUCGAGUAGAAGAUCAUGUUUUUGUUCCGGACAUUGAUCAUUCUGACAUUACAAACCCUGAUCAAUUUAUAGAAGACUAUACGUCAAACAUAGCUAACACUCUAAUGGACAUGUCCAGACCUUUAUGGGAAUUUCAUGUACUGAAUAUAAAGACAUCAAACGCAGAAUCUUUAGGUAUAGGGAAGUUCCAUCAUUCACUCGGCGAUGGGAUGUCUCUUAUGUCUCUUCUAUAUGCUAGUUCAAGAAAAAUAUCAGACCCCAACGCUCUUCCUACUACUGCGACUACAAGAAAACAAGUUGGUUCCAAUGAUAAUUGGUGGCUGGUUGCCAGAUUUUGGCUUAUGAUUAGAGUCAUUUUUACAACUUUUAUUGAACUGUUCAAGUCCCUCCUUACACUAUGUUUUAUGCGGGAUACUAAAACUCCUCUCAUGGGUAAACCUGGAGAUCGAAAUGGACCUAGAAAGAUUAUCCAUCGGAUAGUAAGCUUUGAUGAUGUCAAGUUCGUGAAGAACACAAUGAAAAUGAAAGUCAAUGAUGUUCUUCUUGGAAUAACACAGGCAGGUCUCUCAAGAUAUUUAAGAAAAAAAUAUGGUGACGAUCCAGUGACUGAGAAGAAAAAAUCCUUAGAGGAAACACGUCUCCGGGGUACAAUAGCUGUAAAUCUAAGACCAGAAACAAAGAUCAAGGAUCUUGCUGAUAUGAUGACAAAAGGUUCAAAAUGUAGAUGGGGUAAUUUCAUAGGUGUUGUUAUAUUUCCUUUAUGGAUAAGAUCUGAGGAUGAUCCAUUGGAAUACGUCCGGAGAGCCAAAGCUACUAUGGAUAAGAAAAAAAUCUCCAUGGAAGCACUUGUGUUAUAUGGAUUCAUCAAAUUUACAAUGAAAAUAUUUGGCGUAAAGGCCGUAGAAGCUAUCACUAAGAGGGUAUUUAGCCAUACAACGCUGACAUUUUCUAAUGUGUUGGGUCCAAACGAAGAUAUAAGUUUCUUUGAACAUCCCAUGUGUUACGUCGGAGCAAGCGCAUUGAUUGGACCACAAGCUCUUAUCAUCCAUUAUGUAAGCUACGCAGACAAGAUUAUCAUCAAUCUAGCUGUCGAUACAACAGUGAUUCCAGACCCUCAUGUACUAUGUGAUAAUUUGGUAGAGUCGCUUGAAAUCAUCAAACUUUCUCUCUUGGAGAAAGGACUUCAUAAAAUGGAGGUUUGAGACGUUCACGCGAUAUAAAAAUGGAAGUCUACGUUAAAAAGAUAACAUGUGGUGAAAUGUACUAUGUUAGCUUUUGUAUUUGUUAUGAUGUUGUGUUUAUUAUAUUAUAUAUAUACAUAUUCUACUUUGGUAGUAUAAACUUUUUAUUUGUAUACGAAAAAAGCAGACAUGUAGCAUUUACACAAGACGACCAAACGUAGACCACAAGCACCACUAACAUAUAUAUUUACAUAAUCAAUACCUAUUUUCAUCAGCAAACAGAAUUCGAUUCCCUUUUGCCUUGGAAUUAAAGGAACUGUUCAAGGGCUUGUGUACCAUUGCUGUUCAAGAGCUUCAUCAUGAAGUUAAACCUGGUGUCUGGAGAUGUCUUUGGUUGUGGCCAAUUUGCUCCUUCAGGGAUCUUGAUGCAUCUGUAACUUUGAUCUUUAUAAAGUUUCGUGGCCUCCGUAUAGCUCGACAUCCCCAGUUCGUGGCUUAACCCUCUGCUUUCCAGAUCAGUACUCUCGUAUCUGGAGAUGCCUUUGGUUGUGGCCAAUUUACUAACUGUCACAGCGACUAAACAUAUCCCUCUGGUAGGCACCCUGGUGGAACGGAGAAACCCAUUAUCAUCGCCAUCAACCUAUCAACUCUGAGGACAAGAUCAAGAGGGAACGAAUGUCCAGGGAAGAAGGAGGUGCAAUGUGUUUCUGCCACUUCCCACCAGUCCUCCACUCUAUCUUCCCGGACAACAAUUUCAGGUGAAACCACUGGGAAAAGAUCAAGUACAAACCUAAAAGAAAAGAACAACUUUAUCGUCUACUGACGAAUCAAAUCAUGUCGUAUGUUAAAGGAUGGGAGCUUUCAUGGAUCAUCAAUUACGACUAGAAGCGAUCUCUUCGAAUGAGACUCCCCCUUCCAUCUAUCAGUCAAAUUCUGUCUGUCCUCAGAACUUACAUGACUCUACUCUCCAGACAUAAAAAACAGUUUUGUUUGCUAUCCUGAUGUAUCUUGGGUAGAUAAUUAGCACUCUGCAGGCAUAGUCUGGGGCUUUAAAAGACUCCUGUAAUAAAAUCCUGCUUCAGGGAUCAGCUUCAACUGAUGCUACAGAUACAGUUUCAAUUUUGUUGGUGUAAGGUAAUGUUUUGUGGAAACUGCUCAGCUCUUUUUGUGGAGACUGUUCAGAAGCUGAUAGACUUGCAACUCAAGCUAGAACAGGAAAAUAACCAUAUGUUGUAAAGUGGAUCACAUAAAUAUUUGUCUGAGUCUGUUUGUACAACACUUAUAUAAGUUUCUCUAUAAAUAAUAAUAAUAUUUAAGGUUUAACUAUAAUUAGAAUUGUAACUCGAUCAAAAUCAAAGCCCGUGAAAUCUAACUCGUUGUUCUCUAGAACUCAGUCUAGUAGCAGCUAACGGAGAGUCAUAGAUCAUAAUGCCUUAGGUCAAACCUGAUUUGCUAGACGGAGUUUGAGAAACAGAAACCGUCGGCGAGAGAAGCCAUGACGGUUUUGCUUGAUCAAAGCUGAUGGGGAUAGCUCCGUCGUCCCCAUUCCCCAACGGCGUGCUCUGCAUUUCUCACCGCACUAUUACGGAGAUGGCAACAACAAAACCGGACGGUUCAACCGGUUCAAUUCGUUAGUAAGAAUCUUGAAAAAAUUACAAUAUGACAUACUUUUUCGUUCUCUACUAGGUGAUUUUCCAGUGAUUAUGCAUGGAUAUAAAUAUUUUUAAAGUAAAUAUAUUAUAAUAAUUGAUUGUUAAUUAUUUUUAAUUUUAAAUUAAUUUAUAAUUGAGUAUUUGCAUGCUAUAUACAAGAAAAACUAUUUAAUUAGCUAACCGGUAUAUGCGACUGUUUAGUACUGUUAUUUUUUCGUUAUUUCCAAUUGUAUCCCUCUAUUAUAGCCACUGCACAAUAUUAUUUCUCGCAUUUAGGACAACACACAAUCAUCUCUUUCCUCUUUGAUUCAUCACCGUAAAUAAACAAAGACAACACACAGAAAAAAUAAAUCAUUGAUAACUUAAGACACGAUCUAUUGAGAAACAAGAUUUUCCAACUUCGAGAUCCCUGAUUUUGAGGUAAACCAGAUCAAAAUACGAUCUCUGAUGGUUGUUAUCAUGGUAGCCAUGUUCCGAUGUACCACGUAUGUCCAUAGCGGGGGUUGCUGAGCCAACAACCCGAGUUGGCUAGAUAUUAAAGACGAAAGAGAUAAUUGUGAGAAAUAACAGAGAUGAUUGUGAUUGCGAGGAUCAGAUGUUGUGGAAAAAUAGGGUCCGAUUUUUAAGGUUUAGAUCUUGAGACCCGACUAGUUUUCUUCUUCAGUCAAUAUCCAGAUAUGCGCUCACUCACACCACACAAAGCCGCUGUUGUAGCCCGGUGAAGGUCUCGAUGGUUUCUGAAACAAAGAAAAAGAAAAGCUUGAAACAAAGAAAUGUAAUUACACAUUUGGUCAGAUGUAAUUAAAUAUUUCAUAUAGGCUAUAAGCACGUGCAUGAGGAUUAAUUUGUAAUUC